CCUUGCGCAUCAGAUUCGGAAGUUGCAGAGCUUCGUUAAGAAGACGACGUCCUCAGCAACCGGAUCCGACCCGGAUUCCCGCAACCAGAUCCGACCCGACUAUAAUAUUAGUCCAUGUUAGACGUGUAGACUACCACUCUCUUACUUUAUGGUGCAGUUAUUGGUGCUUGGCUGCUUGCUGCAAUGGUUAGCUCGGUGCUAUAUCGUUACCCUUUUUGGAUCUUUCGCCCACAAUUGUUCCGCAAGGGUUUUCCUUCCCAAUGCGCAGUUAUCCUGCGGCCGGAAAGACUCAUCCACGUGUUCUCUGCAACCACUUCAAUCGCCGCCGUUAAUGAUGACAAGUACAGUUAUCAUUUUAAAAGAAGCUGCUGUGGCUGUGCAGACACAUUCGUUGUCGCCAGGGACGAAAAGUACGGCAAAAAACAGGUUAUCAGCAUCACACCACAGCUUUACGAGUACUUACUGUCAAAUGUUAGGGAGCCAGAGAUCCUACGGGAAUUAAGAGAGGAGACUGCCACCAUGCGGGGUAGUCAGAUGCAGGUAUCUCCUGAUCAAGCACAACUACUUGCAAUGCUUGUCCAGAUUCUUGGGGCAGAAAGGUGCAUCGAAGUUGGUGUUUAUACAGGAUACUCAUCAUUGGCCAUUGCUUUAGUCCUACCAAAAUCAGGCCGUUUAGUUGCUUGUGAAAGGGAUGCCACAUCUCUUGAGGUUGCAAAAAGAUUUUAUGACCGAGCUGGUGUUUUGCACAAGGUAGAUGUGAAACAUGGACUAGCAGCAAAUUCUCUAAAAUCUAUGAUUCAGAAUGGGGAAGCUUGCAGCUAUGAUUUUGCAUUUGUCGAUGCUGAGAAGCGAAUGUAUCAGGAAUACUUUGAACUGCUACUACAACUGGUGAGGGUUGGGGGUGUUAUUGUGAUUGAUAAUGUCCUCUGGCACGGAAAAGUUGCCGAUCCACUGGUAAAAGACUCGAAGACUAUCAACAUAAGGAAUUUCAAUAGGAGUUUAAUGGAGGACAAGCGUGUAAGCAUCAGUAUGCCAUUGAAUUUUAGGUACCCAUAGGUGACGGCAUGACUAUAUGUCGGAAAAGAUGAUUUUAUGACAACUGACUGAUAGCAUUACAUUGGUUCGACAACAUUUUGUAAUGGCAAAUAUGAAGUGUACGCUAGCAUCAUGCAACAGAUGUUCCCUUACCGCCAAUUAUUAGAAAGGUAACCGAGUGUAUAUAUACCAAUUGGAAGCUGUUAAAAGUGAAUACUUUACCAAGCUGCCAAUAAAAUUCAUAGCUUCCAACUGGAGGAAUGGCCUCCUUUCUCCUACAUGAUUCUGGUUGGUGAACCCAUAGAGUGAUAUAUAUUAAGGUUUGUGUUCGUUGAAUCUUGAAUCUUAAACAUUCAUGUUCUAAUUUGCAGGGUUGACACUUAAAGAUCAAUUAAUCAAAUUGGACGGCCAAAAAGAUUUUAGAA
Cornus florida is the source of this 1460-nucleotide messenger RNA. RefSeq lists its product as uncharacterized. The record is from RefSeq and is a predicted model, not a curated record. Gene Ontology annotation, molecular function: S-adenosylmethionine-dependent methyltransferase activity; O-methyltransferase activity. The transcript has 9 exons. Bases 184 to 1056 code for a protein of 290 amino acids. Lineage: Eukaryota; Viridiplantae; Streptophyta; Magnoliopsida; Cornales; Cornaceae.